Scheffersomyces amazonensis is the source of this 1526-nucleotide messenger RNA. RefSeq names its product Arp9p (gene ARP9). The record is from RefSeq and is a predicted model, not a curated record. Gene Ontology annotation, biological process: regulation of transcription by RNA polymerase II. Gene Ontology annotation, cellular component: SWI/SNF complex; RSC-type complex. The coding region runs from base 31 to 1464 and encodes 477 amino acids. Lineage: Eukaryota; Fungi; Ascomycota; Pichiomycetes; Serinales; Debaryomycetaceae. The transcript has a single exon.
CUCCAUUACAAACAUCAACUUUCCUUAACUAUGCCAUUAUAUAAAGAAGAGAACUUUCUUGUGGUUCAUCCUGGAUCCAAACAUACAUUGUUUUCUUUUGGAUUACAAGAUUCAUUAUCUCCACCACAAUAUAAGAUUCCAUCAGUCGUUUAUCAAGAUGCUAUAACUAAAGAAUAUAAAUCGAAGAAAACUGAAGAAGAUAAUCAAUUGAUUGAAAUUCAUCCGAUUAAAGCAGCCAAAAUUGUAGAUGUUAAUGCAUUCAAUUAUUUAUUAAAGAUUAUAUUACAAAGUGUUAUUACUAAUAAUCCAAUUAUAACUAUAAAUCAAAUUCCAUUAUUAUUAAUUAUUCCAUCAUUAACUUGGUCAAGAGCAAAUAUUGAAUAUGUUACUAAAUAUGUAAUAGAAUCAUUAGAAUUUACUGCCUUUAAUAUUUUGGAUAUUUCAUUAGCUUCAACUUUUGGAGUUGGUUCAUCCACUAGUGCUGUAGUAGUUAAUGUUGGAUAUGAGUCAAUUCAAAUUGUACCUGUUGUAGGUUAUCAAAUCAUUAAAUUUGCUAGUAAAUAUAUAUCAGGACCAGGUAGUAAACUUAUAAAUGAAGAACUUUCAAAAAUUUUACCUAAUUUAUCUGAAAGUCAAAUUGAAGAUUUAAAGACUUCAGGAAUUUAUGAAGUAUUAAAUGAUCAUGAGGAUACAUUUUAUUCAUUUGAUGAUCUCCAAAAAUCAGUAGAUGAUAAUGAUGAUGAUUUUGAUAUAGCUAAAAAAAUCACCGAAGAUACAGCAGAACCUAUGGCCAUUGAAACUGCUACUAAUGGGACUAAACAAGAAGUUUCUAAUAAUAAUAAUGAUGAUGAACAAAAACCAAAUAGAGAAUUGGAAACCAACACUUUUAUAGAUUCUAAAACUGGUUCUAAAAUAGCUGUUGGAAAGGAAAGAUUCCAAGGUUCCGGAAAAUUAAUUAGUUUUAUUGUAGAAACUAUUUAUGAAUCACUUAAAUUAAUCCCUGAUAUUGAAAAGAGACAAGAAUGUUAUUCAAAUGUUAUAAUCAUAGGAUCAACUGGUAAAAUUCCCGGGUUUAAAGAAGGUAUUUUAUAUAAAUUAUUCCAAGAUUAUUUAAUCCGUGAACCUCAUGGUACUGCUAAUGGAAAAUCUAAUGAUGAUAGUAAUGGAAUUAAUAUAACACUUGCAAAAUAUCAACAAGCUGAUGAUGCUAUAGAUGGUGAAAGUACUUCUGAUUUAUAUCAAGUACCCAAUGCCAUUAAAUUAGCCAAAUAUCCAGAUUAUUUCCCCGAAUGGAAGAAACCAAAGGAAAAGGGAGGAUCUUGGGAUGACGUUUACUUUUUAGGAGGUGAAAUUUAUGGAAAACAAAUCUUCUCCAACAAUUCAAAUCAUGGUAGAGAAUUAUUUAUUGAUAGUGAAGUUUAUGAAGAAAGAGGUCCACAAAGUAUAUGGGAUGUUAGUAUCUAAUAAUUAGACUAGUAGAGUAUAUGUAACAGUAAACAAUAAUAUAAAGCACUAAUUAAAUUCGA